AUGAGUCGUGCAACAACAUUAAGCAAAGGCUGGAUGGUGGCUGCUAGUGUUGGAGCUGUUGAGGCUUUGAAAGAUCAAGCUGGUAUAUGCAGAUGGAACUAUGCUUUAAGACAAGCUCAUCAGCACCUUAAAAACCGUGUUAGAACUUUUUCUCAAACAAAGAAUUUCUCAUCUUCUUCACUUGUUGUUAGCAAAUUUAAAGAUGAGAAGAAGGCAAAACAGGCUGAGGAGUCUUUGAGGACUGUCAUGUACUUGAGCUGUUGUGGUCCCAAUUGAUUCAUUUCUAAAUUAUAUUAUUGUUAGAUUAUAUAGUUAUGAUAGAUUAGAUUAGAUUAAUUAUGUAAAGUUUGUAAUAUUAUUCAAUGAAGAAAGCUUCUUCUUCACAUCUUUGUUUCCCAUUACUGCAUAUGACUCUUCAUAUCUGGCCACUAGUAAGAAGUACCCCAAAUAUAAUAGUUUUUUUUUUUUGGUGUAAAUCGCGUUUCUCUGCACGUAAUUGCAGAAACUAAUCUCUCGAGUCUUGUGAGACUCAAAUGGGUGACAAACUCUCCCUGAAAAUUUUAACAAUGCUGCAUAUACAAGCCAGUUGGUUAAGCUAGAAGAGAUUCGCCCUGUUGGUUCCAAAUAUAUAAUAGUUUUAAGUUAAUUUAUGUUUUAAAACAAAGAGAGUAUUAACUUAAUUCCUAUGAUUAAUUUGGGCUUUAAAAAAGAAAAGAUAAAGAUAAGAUUGAAAAAGAUAUGGGUCCAUAAGUGACCAAAACCACAUAAUCUAGAAAACCAGCAACAGUUUUCCGCCCCUGGUUUUAACUCUUGCUACAGUUAUUGGAGGAUAGCCAGGCUGAAUACAAAGGACAGCAAGGCGUUUUUAUGGUUCUUGUAUCACAAAAUCUCAUCACACUUUCUUCUUCAACGCUUCAUCAUCGUUAACGAUGUCAGGAAGAAAGAGAACCAGAUCAUCAAUGAUCAACAGAGCAUCAUCAUCUCGUGCUCCUCAAUUCAAUGCUUCCAAGUUUUUAGGAAUCGAGCAACAAAGACGCUAUGAGAAGAUAUCCGGUUUCCGUUUCACCGACGAACGAGCCUUCAGUUUCAAACAAUCUGAAUCAACAGAAAUAACAGAAGAACUCACAAGAAGAAACUGGGAUUCCUUAAACUCACUAAUCAAACCAUCCAAAUUAACCAUCGCCUUAGAGUUUUUCGCCAACGCUUACCGGUUAGAAGAAGAUAUAGAAUCUCACACAACUGUUGUGAGAGGAAAAACCGUCGAUUUUAGUGCAGAAGCUAUUAACAAUUUACUCGGAUUACCGACACCGCUGGAGUGUGGUGUGCAGCGAAGAAGAGAUGAGCUUGUUGGAAAGUCGAGAGAAGAGUAUGAUGUGAUUUUGCGAGAAUUGUGUAGAUCUGGAGCACAAUGGCAAAAUAAGACAGAAAAUGGGAACCCAACAAUGUUCAGACACAAAGAUAUGAUGCCUAUACCUAAAGCUUGGGGUUCUUUUUUAGUUCAAACUUUGGAAAGUUGUUCGAAUUCAUCGGAGUUUCGAGUACAGAGAGCGGUGGCUGUGCAAGCUAUAUUACAUAAAGAAGAAAUAAAUGUUGGAAAGCUGAUUAGUGAUAAUUUGGUGAAAAUGGCAAAUGAGAAGAAGAAUACAUGGAUGUUUGGUCAUUGUUGUAUAAUUAAUGAAUUGUGCAAGAAUGCUGGAGUUUUGAUUGAUUCGAGUGACGUUGAUUUGAUACCUAAAGCGGUUAUUGAUCAAGGAUGGAUGGAUAAAUGUCCAGAUACUCCGAUUGAUGAUGAGAAUGACAGAGGGCGGACGAGGAAGAGGCGACAACCAUCCUCAUUACAGGAGCGUCCGCUGUCACACCGUGACAUGCAGGAAUAUCUCAUGGCAAGUUUAAAUUUUAUGCAGGAUGUAUCUCGAAACUUGCAUUUGAGUGAGCCAAUUAUGGAUGAGCAAUCAACAUUAUGGCAAGCCGCUCAGCAACAUCGAAAGGAGCAUCCUCCUUCGAUAUAUGAGCGGUUUGAGGGAAGUCGUGAACGUUUAGAGCAGCAUCACAAAGCGCAAAUGCGCGAACUUAAACAUCGACAGGCUCAAGAACUAGCGGAUUUCAAAUUCGAAGAGUCGCAGCAUCCUCAAAAAGAGGCAUAGGAAUUUGGUCCUAUUUUGCUGACCUUGGCGUCCCAUAUAUGUAUAUAUAUACCUAGCACCACAACCAUCCUGACCAGUAGUGAUUCCGGCGUCUCACACUGGAUUUUUCUGUUUUAUCUUUUAGGAUUAGUUAUUACUAGUAUUUAUGUUUUAACUGUAAUUUUCUUUUAAUUUUAGUUUUAUAUGUACUCCUGUUAUGAACGGAUGAAGCAAUUGACUAGUAAUUCUGCUCUAAAAA
Trifolium pratense (red clover) is the source of this 2382-nucleotide messenger RNA. RefSeq lists its product as uncharacterized. The transcript has a single exon. Bases 1 to 276 code for a protein of 91 amino acids. The record is from RefSeq and is a predicted model, not a curated record. Lineage: Eukaryota; Viridiplantae; Streptophyta; Magnoliopsida; Fabales; Fabaceae.